Apis dorsata (giant honeybee) is the source of this 257-nucleotide messenger RNA. RefSeq names its product fumarate hydratase, mitochondrial-like. The record is from RefSeq and is a predicted model, not a curated record. The coding region runs from base 44 to 211 and encodes 55 amino acids. NCBI's taxonomy places the organism in Eukaryota, Metazoa, Arthropoda, Insecta, Hymenoptera, Apidae. Gene Ontology annotation, cellular component: tricarboxylic acid cycle heteromeric enzyme complex; mitochondrion. Gene Ontology annotation, molecular function: fumarate hydratase activity. Gene Ontology annotation, biological process: fumarate metabolic process; malate metabolic process; tricarboxylic acid cycle. The transcript has 2 exons.
AGCUAAUGACGAACAUAUUAAAUAACUCUUAAAUGAGAGUUUAAUGCUUGUCACUGUUUUAACUCCACAUAUUGGUUAUGAUAAGUCUGCUAAAAUUGCAAAGCAAGCUGAUGCAGAAAAUACCACAUUAAAAGAAUCAGCAGAGAAAAAUGGUAUAAGUCCAGAACAAUAUGAAUGGGUGAAACCUGAAGAAAUGAUUGGUCCUAAAUAAAAUUGAUCAACAAAACGAAAUCAAGUUAAUAUUUUUUAUUAAUAAC